AGUGCUGAUGAGGCAAAGGCUGGAGGAGAGGUGCUGACUGCUUGGCGAUGGAGGCGUGGGACCUAGAAUGUCUCACGUACGCACUCAGCCCACAAAGGACACAGAGGUCACAGUCUGUACUACAUACUGCUCUCAUUCUAGCUGAACUCCAGCCUCAUCCCCACCCUCGUUUGAACUCGCGUCGUGUCAGACCUGUACUUCAGGAUGGACUUUGGAAACGGCGCCCGCUGUGAAUAAAAUCUCCCUUAGAUCGAUCCCACGAACUUCCGCUCUGCACCACGUUCAGAUUUCGAUUAAAUGGGAACAGAACCUUGUGAAAUAAAUGUUACAUGUGAUGGGACAUUUUCAGAGCAAUCAGAUAUUGUGGGUGGUGGGUAUUCAAGCGCUCGCAGGUCUGAGAGUUGGUUAAUGGACAGGCAACAGAGAGCACAGGGAAGGGGUGAACCACCUCAAACUGGGGUGACACGAUUAGUGAAGUUCCACAGGGACCUGUAUCAGAACCUCUUUGUACUUUUUAUCGAUGUUAUAAUGUUUAUAUCACUGUAACACUUAGUAGAAUAGUCAGGUUUGCGGAUAAUGCAAAAUAGGUAGAUUAUCAAACACUAAAACUUGAAAAACAUAUCCAAAGAUGUAUAUAAUCCUAGACUGGGGAUAUGCAGAUAAUGUUCAGUGUAGACCAGUGCAGAGCAUUACAUGCAGGUACAAACAGGAAACGCCGAGGCUACUUCUGAGAAAAACGUAAGAGUUUAUGUGGGCCAUUUCUAUAUUCUAGGUACAUUGGGGAAGCAAUUUUACUAGUGACACUAGUCAGACCUCAUUUUGGGUCAUGUGUAAAGUUUUGGUGAUCACAUUCCAAAAAAAGAUAUUCCUGCUCUGGAAUUAUUCCAGAGAAGAGCGGGGAUCUCCAGUCCUGCUCCUGGGGGGACCUGCAGGGUUCAUAACACCCUGAGCCAGUUCAACGGGCUUCUCGCAGUUAGAUGGGCCCAGUCUGUGGUGUUCGAACAACUCCGCUCUCCCAGCUGCACGGUUCUUAAAAAGAACCUUGUGAAACCUGCGCUGACUCAGUGAAACUCGGCUGUACUAGUCUAUACUAGGGUUAGAGCACAAAACCACAAAGCUGCAUCCACAGCUAAUUGCGUAGAGUAUAGCGCCAAAACACCGCCAGGACAAAGAGCGCCUUCGGAUCGGAUUCGGAACUUUAAGAGCUGCCCUGUCAGUCCGCGUCUCUGAACAUUUAUUUAAAUGAGUGUCUAAAAACUCCCAGUGAAGAUAAAAGCAUUCUUUCAUUACAAUUCCGAGCAGAGAGAGGCCCUAAGGAGCAAUGUCUCAAGAGAUCUUUCACCAUGCUUGAAACGGACUUUCCUCACUACCUCCGCUCACGUCUCGGCGAGAAUUUAUCCUCGGCUCAAAUCAGACACCCCUGAAACAAACCAGUUUAGGCACUGCCGCACCUUUCAGGUUAAUCGCAGCAUGUGAAACCACAGCUUGCAGGCACAGCCGAGAGAUGGUAAUCUGCGAGCCAUGUGUGCACUGAAUUUGCAUGAAUGCUGCCAAAGUCCUGAGCCGCUGUUCUGCUGACUGCGGCGUCUGCACACGUCCCAAGAGACCGGGCCAGGCCUGCUCUCGCCCAGCCAACAGCUGCUGGGCGAUGCUGACGGUCUUUCGAUUGGCUGUCAAAGCAGAGGUGCAAACGGCACCUCACUCUUUGUGCACUUCCUCUCUCCUACGUACAGUACAGUGUAAAUACUUGCCGCCUGCCCACGGCUCUGUGCUCACCUUUCCUAGCUCCCCUCCCUCCUCCCCAGCUGCACCCUUGUAGCUGCCUCCCUAGCUCAUUCCUUGGAGCUGAGGGCUGUGUGACAGCGCUGAUCUCCAGCCAGUUGUACUGAAUACACUGUCCCUUUUAUAUUCCUUGGCUCAUUUCGUCCUUGGUAGAAUCUGGCCAGCUCUUCGCUGAGCUGUUUGCUGAUGAAACUAAAUGCUGCUUUCACUCGCAGGGCACCAUGUAAAAAAAAAAUCUAACAUCCAGGUCCAUCAUACCCAAGCGCAGCUUGGACAACAGCUGCCUCACUCACACACACACGUCUGCUCUCAGAGCUGCACAGGCCUCAGCCUCACCGGAGCACAAGGAAGAAAUGUGUGCACCCAGGUGCGUGGAGACAGAAACUUGGGGUCCUCUCUCUCCCCCUUUUCCCUCCGAGAUCUCCGUCUCCAGAGAGAGUUCCUCGGAGCGCCGUGGACAGCGGCUCCUCUUGGUUGUGAUGUGGGAACACCGCAAGCACGGUCAGAGGUGAGGGGCGGCCAGCCCCAACUGGGACGUGCUCUCCGAGCCCCGCCGUGUGGCUUGUGGUCACACGCACACCCCGGUCGAGGGGGAGACCACCGCUCAGAGCGACAACUGGGUCAGAGGAAGAGCCGCCCCCCCGGGCCCUGACCGUGAGGGGAUCAUGGCCACCAGCCUUGGCGGAGCCACAGACAUUCGUCCACCAGGGACCGUCUCCAAACUGGCGCCCAACAAAUCCGGCAGGACCAGCGCAGGAGUGUCCAGAAGAGGAGCAGUAUGGCGCGGGUUAGUUUCGAUCGCACGCCUGCAGGUUUGCCUGGCCUGGCCUGGCCUGACCUGACCUGGCGAGGCACUCUGGAAGCUUCUAGAACAGGGGUUCCUCAUUCUGACCCUGGAGAACACACACACACACCGCUGUUGUUCAUUCCAGCCCAGCUUCGUGACCUCACUGAACUCUCCACUGAACCAGCAGCCCCCCGGGAAACUCGUUUUUCAUUACGCGCGGACAGUUCUGCAACGUCUCCCCCAGCGAAUAAUGAGGGCUAGUAGGUGUAUCGUUAAUACAACGUUAAACAACAGAACUCUGCGUGCCUGUCGCGGUAGUUAUUUUAACAUAACACGACGCGUUAGGGAACCGGGCCUUAAUUUUCUAUUUUACACAGAAUUUAAAAAGGCCAUUUUCAGUUCGUCGUGCCACAUAAAGCAGAAGAAAUUCUUAGAAACGGGUUGCGCGGACGCGUGUUUGCCGCACAAAUUACACAAGUGAUGAAGACGAUAUUUAUAAACAUCACAAGAGUAGCGAGGCUUUAAUAGUAUGACGCUGUACAGCUGAACGUCCCCACCGCCACCACGGCUUCAAAACCACCAGUGGGAGAAACGUGACCACUUCAGGGACAGAUACCUCUAUCAAAGUGGGGCUGCAACACCGGCAGACACAGACCGAAGGUAAACAAAACCAUGCCUUCGCCAAAAGCAAAAAACAACAGCGGACGCAGCGGUAGCGUACCGGGAAUCGGUAACAACGGCCGUUACGAGUUCAUGUCUCUAAACCGGACCCCCUCGCCGCACCUGCUGCAGCGGCAGGGCUCGGACCCCACGUCGGCCCGCCUCAGAGCCUCCGAGAGCCCGACCCGUCGACGAGGCUCCGGCUCCUCCAACGCCUCCUCGUCUUCCGCAGCCGGGGGGCCGCCGCUGCCGGAGGAGGACUGUAUGCGCCUGAACCCGUCCUUCAUCGGCAUCGCGCUGAGCUCCCUGCUCGCCAUCGACCUGUGGCUGUCCAAGCGCCUGGGGGUGUGCGCCUGCGAGGAGUCGCCCUGGGGCAGCAUGCGUCCUCUCAUGAAGCUCAUCGAGGUCUCCGGCCACGGCAUCCCCUGGCUCGCCGGCGCAGCCUACUGCCUGUACAAGAGCGACAGCGCCGCCGGCCAGGAGGUCAUGCUGAACCUGCUCCUGGCCCUGGUCCUUGACGUCAUUCUGGUGGGCACGGUGAAGGCCGUGGUCCGGCGGCGCCGACCCGCGCACAACCGCAUGGACAUGUUCGCCACCUUCUCCGUGGACCGCUACUCCUUCCCCUCGGGCCACGCCACACGCGCCGCCAUGUGCGCCCGCUUCCUGCUGGCCCACCUGGUGCUGGCGGCGCCGCUGCGGGUCCUGGUGCUGCUGUGGGCCACGCUGGUCGGGCUUUCUCGGGUCAUGCUGGGCCGGCACAACGUCACGGACGUGGCCUUCGGGUUCGGCAUGGGGUACUGCCAGUACAACCUGGUGGAGGCGCUGUGGGUCUCCCCCGCUGGGCUGCAGAGCACACUGGGACUGUGGGGCUGAGCAGGAGAAGGAAGGGGGGAGAGGGGUGGGGAAAGGGAUGGGUAGAGAUGGGAAACAAGAGGAUGGAGAGGAAGAGGUUCAGCGCACCAUGGUGGUGUCAGCGCUUGCCUCAAGUCUGAACGGAACACACCUGGUAUUAAGGUUUGGUGGUGCCAAGGUGGGAUUUUUACUGUGCUCAUUCCAAUUUUCCUGUAAAUCUACAUAUAGUCCAGGUCUCUAAGUCAAAAGAUGUGCCUGUUUUGUGUGCAUGAGGGAGCGGGGAUAUGUUUGUUGGGCUUGAGGUGAUCGGACCAGGGAGUGUAUAUGUACCCAGAUGAUGGAGAGAAGGGCUUAUCCACUUGUUCGCUGAGAUAACUUAAUUCGGAUAAGGAGAGAAGGGCUCAUCCACUUGUUCGCUGGGAUAACUUCAUUCGGAUGAGGGGGAACUGUAGUAAUUCGUAAUUCGCGGUUCAUCACAAGGCACACUCCAGGCCAGCUUUACUCCUCUUCAUACCAGAGCUGAGAAGAGAGAGAAAUGGACAUUCUUGCAUCACAAGAGUAAUUCGUUUCUCACUUUAUCAGAAACAUCCGUGAUGAGCUCCAGCUGGACUGUAGCUGGCUUUGUGGUGUUUGAUCAGAGCUUUAAAACCAAGCGUACCUAAAUCAGAGUGAAAUCAAUAAACACUUAGGGCCCCUACCUACAUGUUCAUUCUCCCCCUGCCCCCCAACACUACAUCCUAUUAGACAUCUGUUUUUUUAAUGGUGCUUAAAGUGGGUUGUCACAUUUACAGUGUCUUUGUUUUUUAUAUGAAGUGGUUCUUUUUUUUUCAUAGUGAAGACAAACGAUGGUUAAACUGAAAAGCCAGCUUUUUACUUGUUCAAGUAUCGGUAAGUCUGUUUUUUUUCCCCUUAGUCUCCUAGGGAGGUCAGUAUCGUUCAUGUGCGACAUUAUUGCAGACUUGUAUUUUGAUACAACUUUUAUCCAUUUUAAAAUCCUGUAAAUGCAUUUUAUGUUGUAAUUAUAAAUACAAUUCCACAUACUGUAUGCUGUAAGGCAGGGGUCGGCAAACUACGGCCCGCGGGCCAAAUGCAGCCCGCUGAACUUUUCUGAGUGGCCCGCAGCUCACUACUGUUUACCGAGAUCUGCUGCUCUCUCUCAGCACUAACGGUCAAUUGCAGAACAACACCUAUUGCACGAUGCAUUUUACUUUUAGCCUAUCAGAUGUUACCUUUAGCCUAGGUUACAUACGCCUGUUGCUACAGCUGAUUCUUACUGUAAAUUCAUCUGAAUUUUUGCUGCUGCGAUUGGCUCAGUAACACAAGUGAUGUCUAGUGUACGCCAUCUUGUUUGAAAGCAGGUAAUGAUUUCAAACAGUUCUAAAAGAACAAGAGGCUAACUGUAAGGCUUUACAUGUAAGAUGCUAACUGUAAGGCUUUCCUGCCAUGUCUGAAAAAAGAAAGAUCGAUGCAGAGGGUUGAAAAUUCAGUGACAAGCGGUUUAGAAGACUACUUUUGUGUCCCAUGGAAAGAAAAGGCAAUGUGUCUUAUUGCUGUGAUUAAAGAAUACAACAUAAAAAGGCGUUACGAGAAAACAUCAGGCUAAGUUUUCGGAAUACACAGGAGAUGACAGAGGGAAAAAUCAGAACAGUUGAAAAAGUCGCUAUAGGGGCAGCAGAAACUGUUCAAGAGAAAACUCGAAGAAUAUGUUGCGGCUGUCCGAGCCAGUUAUUGGGUAUCACAACUUCUAGCAGCAGCUGGCAAACCCUUCACGGGCGGAGAGUUUAUUAACCAGGGUAUGCAAGGUCACGGAGGAGAUGUGCCCAGAGAAACGCAACCUAUUCCUGUCGUUGAGUUUAUCGGCUAGAUAGAGGAUUUCACUCAGGCGACCCAGCAAGGUUAGUAAAAAAAAAAAUGUUAGUGGCCCUUGCUCUAAAAAGUUUGCCGACCCCUGCUGUAAGACAUUAAAAUGUGUCGGGUUCUGUUGGUUCCGGUUCUCAUUUGUUGAUCUUUUAAUGCCUUGCAGUAUGUAAACGUGAAUAAACACAGAUAGUAAAUUAAAUCAGUCAGCCCACUGGCAGCUGUGGAGCUGCAUCAGCGGGAAUCUGCUUUCCUCAGCGUGGGUAGGUCCUACGGCCUGUUUCAUCAUUGGCAAUCGGGCACAGAGAAUUACUUGCUGUGCUGAUGUGUGUAACUGCUCUUCGGCUAGGUUUUGUAUUUUAAGAGGAAUGUCUUUGCUUUUGAAGUAUAGCUGUGAUUUUACAACAGGUUCUGCAGCGAUUUCCUUUUCCUACAAGGGCCUUGCCAGUGAGGUGCCAAUACGAAUGUUUAAGUUUUGAUUUUCAUUUGCAAAGUGCCUUGGGAUUGUCCCGAGAGAUAUGAUCUCUUUUUUUUGCACUUUUUUUAAGUGGCUGUUAGUAUGCUUGAUCCAUACUGCUCCAAAGGAAAGCAAGCAUUCCAGCUGGUGAAAAUAUGAAAUUGUUAGCGGGAUAUGGCCAGGUAUCGCAGGAGAGAGACAACAGCAAACAGGGCCAUAACCAAGCACAUUGUGCAGACAGUGCAGCCGAGAUGCACGGUUGUGCGUGGGUAGUUUUCGCUGGAACAGCUGUUGACCUUGGGAGGGUCCGCUAGUGACGUGACCCAGGCUCGAACCCGCCAUCGUAGAGCUUUGGCAAGAGCCUUUCCAGCUGUUCAUCAUCCCUGCCACACCGCUGAAGAGUCCGAGUCUGACGGCAUGCUGGGAGCCUGCCGGGAGGUGUGGUCUCCCCGCCUCUCGCUAACAUCGCUGGUGGCCUGUGGGCCCGUGGCAAGUUCCUGAAGGAGCAGUUGCACUGCCCCUCUAGCCCUGGCUUCACUCUGCCAGGUGUGCCAGCUGUGAUCCGCAGCCAGAGGAAUCUUGCCAGAGAGCUCAGCCUGCACCCUGAAGCUGGGGGAAUCCCGCAAGUGACCCCGGCUGGAAUGAGCCAUGUCACAGCCAGAGAGCUCAAUCUGCACCCCGUCUGAGCACUGCUGCUGGUGGAGACACCUGGGAAAACCCCUAUGUUUCUUAUUAUCUUAAACUUUUCAGGCCAAUUAAUGAUGAGGCUCUUUCGAUAACGGUUCAACUACUUUGCAUCCCAGAGCACACGUCCUCCAGGGCUCUUUGCUCUAAACAGGUCAGUGCAUUGUAGUGUUUGUCACCAGUUCCUUCCUGCCAGGCCUGGGACAGCGGCAGUAGGGGUGCAGUCGAGGUUCAGCUGUGGAGCACCUUAACAUGUACAGUACUGGUCAAGCUGAGUGUGCUCUUCCACAGAGCAGAGGAAGCUGGUGAGCAGAGCUGAGGACAGGACAGGUGGCCGUCAGUGGCUUGCAUGGCAGAUGCAGUACAAUGUGACAUGUAAGAUAAGGAGUGAUAAUGCUAUUAAAUAAUCUGCUUUCUUGGAAAAUGACUUAACUGCAUAGAGAGCUGUGUCAGGGGGUGUGAACUAGAGUGAAACCUUCCUUAAUCUGAGAUAAAGUAGGAGGGUUUGUGUUUAGAGACCACUUCUUCUUAGUUUCCAUCCUGGAGUCUUCCGCCAUCUUCUGCUGUAGCUUCUGAGCUUAAUUACAUUUGAUGACCAAACGAAUUCCUUUAGUUAGGCCCUUUUCUGCUGUUUUCUGCACAGUGGUUUCAGAAUGCUCUCUUUUAGGUUUGUUGUCACCAAGAAAUCUAGCUAGCAGAUGUGUUGGCUUAAUGAAUGUUAUUCCAAUGUGUAAUCAUGGGUGGGAACUCUGCUACACUUUGCUACACUGUUUCACUACAAUUAUAUAAAUAAAUAAUUCUGUAUAACGAAGGUCCCAUUCAGGCCAGACCAGAGCAAACGCUAACAAAUACUGUAAAGUGUGACCAUCUUGAUGUUCUAACGUGGGUGUCAGGAUCAGCCUACUGUGAAUCUGCUAGAACUGCAAGGCAGCUACGUGUCCAGGAAUACUUGAGUUCAUUUCAUAACCAUGAUUAUUUAUAUGCACUUGAAGUUGUGAAAUGGAUUGUAAAAAAAAAAAACAGUGACAAAGUCCAGCUCCUCAAAUCGCUUCCAGAAUGAGAAAGAGUGGGCAGAUCCAGCCCUCCCACAAUGUGCAGUCUGAUUUCUGCACAGUAUGUUGUGAAAGAGCCUGAUGCCUGGGAACGGUUGAUUGAAGUGUUAGGUCAGCCUCAUUUCAGGACUUCAGGAUUUAGGAAAAGCAUGCAGUCUGAGGUUCCCUGUGCUGACUUUACCAUGUGCAUUGUGAAGAUUAGUAGUUUAUAUGCUACAGACAGCUAGGGAAACUGGUUUAGUAGCUGUGGUUCUUUAAUGGUUUGUGAAGCAUGGGUGAUGUCCAAAAUUGCACCCAUUGUAGAACGGGGUGCCACUCGCAGUGCCCUGGUGGCCCGAGUCCGCCCUGUGUCAGACCUUCCUUACUGCGCUACUCCACACAUGUGGGCUAAGUCGACAUGGGCAUCCAGGACAUUGCUAUGAACGUGUUGCAUCUUGGUGCACUCACAUGUAAAUAUUUCCAAACAAAUACUGACCUGCAAUAAGUGAACAGGCACCAAUUUGUAAUACUGUGAUAAUAACUCUCGCUGUCGUUGUUAGUGCUUUCCGGGGUGGCCUGUGGGUGGAUCCCUUCACAUCUCAUUAUGGUGGUAAGAAGGCAGUGCUGUAUCUCCACCAGGUAAUGAUGCAGGGAAUAAGGUCACCUUCCCAUCAUCCCUUCUGUUCUGGUGGGAAACGUUGA
This is a messenger RNA of Lepisosteus oculatus (spotted gar), 8812 nucleotides long. It is a transcript of the gene plpp6, whose product is annotated as phospholipid phosphatase 6. The record is from RefSeq and is a predicted model, not a curated record. NCBI's taxonomy places the organism in Eukaryota, Metazoa, Chordata, Actinopteri, Semionotiformes, Lepisosteidae. Gene Ontology annotation, molecular function: sphingosine-1-phosphate phosphatase activity.